Molecule: messenger RNA, 481 nt
Organism: Rubroshorea leprosula
Lineage: Eukaryota; Viridiplantae; Streptophyta; Magnoliopsida; Malvales; Dipterocarpaceae
Source: the annotation of a GenBank genome assembly
GUGUUUUGCUCUUCUUCUUCUUCCCUGCAGCCGGCAACAAAACCCAGCCACCACCGACAGCCCUCCCUUGAAGAAAAACCGGUAAAAGCUUGGGGAUUUCUCCUUCUUUUCUUGCUCUAGAACACAUAUAGAACCCAAAAACUAUCCCCCUUGCAGAAAAUUUCCAGAUCUGCUCUGCUCUGUCUUCACCAUCGGUUGCUAUGUGGGUGGGUGAUUUUUGGGCUUUUUUCGCCCGUGAGUUCCCUGCAGAUCCCAUCGGCUCUUCCCCAAACCCGCCAGCUCCAGCCUUGCUUGCUAAAAUUCUGGAAGCGAAACCGAGGACGGGAAAACCACGAAAAGUGACGAGUUAGAAGGCUAGCCAUUUCGAGAUUGAUAUAGAUUUUAGAAGUAAAUCAUGCUUUUGUAAGAUAGAUUUUACCUUGAGAUUUUGAGCUUAAGUGUUGGACAUAGAAUUAAUUUGAAAUAUAUUAUUUAAGUUAUU